AUGGGAACAAUGGAUCGUUUAUUUGAUAAUUUUAUGAGAUUGUACAUUAUAUUGCUUACUGCGCAAACUAAUCUAGAACAAAUGCAAGUUGACAAUACUAUCAUUAGCAGAAAUCAAGAACAGGAACUAAACCAAACUAGAAGUGAAGAAUUUUCCACACACACAACAAACGGACUAGAUGUUUACACUGAUUCGAAUAGUGUCCUUUCUGAUAAUUUCUUGCAAAGUAAACCACUUGCAAGCACAAGACUUGUUGAAAGCUCACCGAAGACAGAAUUGAAUUUUGUACUGGUUAGUGCCUCAACCAUUGCAGAGACAUGUUAUUUGAAAGUUAAAAGAGGUAGAGGAAGACCAAGAAAAAAUAGCCUUAACAAAUAG
This is a messenger RNA of Naegleria gruberi, 378 nucleotides long. RefSeq lists its product as uncharacterized. The coding region runs from base 1 to 378 and encodes 125 amino acids. Lineage: Eukaryota; Heterolobosea; Eutetramitea; Acrasida; Naegleriidae. The transcript has a single exon. The record is from RefSeq and is a predicted model, not a curated record.